Messenger RNA from Sparassis crispa, 2559 nucleotides. RefSeq lists its product as hypothetical. Bases 1 to 2559 code for a protein of 852 amino acids. The transcript is spliced from 3 exons. Lineage: Eukaryota; Fungi; Basidiomycota; Agaricomycetes; Polyporales; Sparassidaceae. The record is from RefSeq and is a predicted model, not a curated record. Gene Ontology annotation, molecular function: protein binding.
AUGCCUCUCACAGAAUUUAAGCUCUCUAAAUUUCCGGACAAUAUUAUCCGCAAGGUCACCUUUCCCGACCCCCCCACUUGGGCCGACCUUGCAGUGAGAAUCCAGUCUCUGUAUCACAUUCCCCUCCAGGACAUCGGCGUCUCCUAUAUUGACAAUGACGGAGACGAAGUCACCCUUAGCUCGGAGGAGGAGCUCCAGGAUUUCUACAGGCAUGCUCAGUCCGCUGUUGGCCAGCCCGUAAGGCUCGUCAAGUUCGGCGUACGAGACUUGGGCGAGCUUCGCUCCUUGGGCGAGCAUCCCUCCGAGAGCGGAAAGCCGCUGCCUGCCACUCCUCGUAGCUCCAACUAUCGCAAUACUUUCGGAGGCCCCAUGCCUAUGGGUUUCGACGAGGACGACUGGCAGCGUGUUCCCCCCGGUCUCGGUUCUGUCUUCUUCGAUCGCAUGAAUGCCUCUCCCAGUCCCCAUGCCUUCGUAGAGAUCCUCGAGAGUGAUGCGGACGCUUCGCACACUCGGGGAAGGGACAAUGCGUCUACCAUCGCCAGUUCCGACCUCGUUGACUUCACCCCGACUGCCGACAAGGGGAAGGGGAGGGCGACGGAAGAGGACCUGCGAAUGCCUACCAUUUCCUCCACCGAAUCAGUCAUCGCUGAAGAUACGCCCACGAAGCCCUCCGUUCAUGUGAUGGACAUGAAUAAUACCAGUUUGGAUGACGUUUUCGGUAUUCGCAAGGCAAAGUCCCCCGUCGAUGCUCAAGAGGGAUCUACACCGACCCCAAAGUCUCAGGCGACAAACGUCGCAGCUACUGACGCUCCCACGGCGCAGCCAGAGGUCGCGGAUCCUCCCCUGCCCGAUCUGGAGUCUCUUCCCCCACCCCCGACUACUCCUUCGUUGACGAGCGACGUUGCAAAUCUGUUCGGUGCACUCUCCAGCAUAUUCGCGUCCCACCCAGAAGUCUCUGAAGGUUUGCGCAAUAUCGUCCGCAAUGCUUCCAACGGAAAUUACUGGCACGCUCAUCGUGACGCGGUCUCUCGGGCUGCCGAAGAGAUCCGUCGCAGCGCAGAAGUGGGCGCUCAGGAGGUUCGCGAUGCCGCUGUUGACGCGCAUCGUGCUGCGGAGGAGGCUGCCGGACAGCGUGUCGCUGAAGCUAUUGCCAACGUGGUGCGUGUCGUCGCUGAAGCUACGAAUACUGCACUACAUCCCGGUGCUGGCCCUUUCCCACCACCUCCCAGGACUUCCACCCCGAGGCAAGCCGACGCUGCGCCUACUCACGAGCCUACCCACGACGAUGCUUCAGGCCCUGUCCCGCCCGCUCGCCCCGCAUCUCCAUUGCGCAGUGGUAAUUGGGAUAGCUUUUACAGGCCUCGAGAUACCAUGCACACAGACGCUGCGGAACCGUACUCUUGGUAUCCGGGAAGAUCACCGUGGGGCAGACAUAUGUGGCAGAGAGGCGCGUGGCCCCGCAUGAGAGAGGGCUUCCCGCCUGGUCCUCCCCCUCCCCCUGGUUUUCCACCGCACCGUCGCCCUCCACCUCCUAUGGGUCCGCCUCCUCCCCCUGGUCCUCCGCCACCCCCGGGUCCACCACCGCCUGGAGGGCGAGGCCGUUCCCCUAGUCCACCUCCACCUCCACCUUCGGGUGCACCCCCUCCGCCGCCACCGCCGGGCUGGGCGCGCAGGGGGCAUCAUCUUCACCACCCUCACCGCGGUCCGUACCAAUGGGGCCCAUUCAACCCGAUGCCUCCACCGCCUCCCCCUCCGCCGCCCAUCGUCACCUUCCCAGGUUCGUGGCCUGUGCCACCUCCACCGCCGCUUCCCCUCUCGGUCCCUUCGGGAGAAUGGUGGGGUGCGUCUGACUCGUUCCCGAUGGAAGGGAUCGAGCCCGAUAUCUCGUUCGAUAACACUGAGCACGCUGAAGUGACUAUGUUCGGUGCUGCACCGAGUCCGAAUUCGCCACAAGCGAUCAAGCAGUCUCUACAGGCUGCGAAGGAGCGCUACCUCGCGGAGAAGGAACGGUACCGCCGCGAGAGGGAAGAGCGCAAGCGCAAGAUGAACAGGUCCGGCGAGAGUUCACAGCCUCACACGGGCGAAGAUAAGCAGGCUCCUGAAACGUCUACAAAUAAGGAGCAGCCGAAGGCAGUGGAGGCUGUAGGGCCGUCGACUACUGCCACUGUCGUUCCGGUGCCAUCAGCUCAGAUCGUCAGCAAUGCGCGCGGCCCGUACCCGCAGCUGGAAAUGUUCAGCAUCCCGCCUCGCAGGUUCCACACUAUUCAUGGAACGGGGCAGCGUCGUGCCUCCAGCCCUCCCCCGCCGAAUAGGGCGGCACAGGCCAUUAUGAGAAGAUUGGGUGAUAUGGGAUUCACUACGACCGCGUACCCUACCCUCCCGAGCGAGGUGACGUCACGCUUACCUCGCAAUGGUGAAUGCACGAGACAGGAGGAAGAUACGAUCGUCUCGGACGUGUUGGAAGAGCUUCUCCAGCAAUCUCCCGCGAAGAUGAUCCAUGCGUCGGGAUCUGGUUCCCAGGAGAAGAAAGACAAGGAGCUGCCGGGAGCUUUUCCUUGA